Messenger RNA from Temnothorax curvispinosus, 2310 nucleotides. Its product is annotated as GTP:AMP phosphotransferase AK3, mitochondrial-like. The record is from RefSeq and is a predicted model, not a curated record. The transcript has 4 exons. NCBI's taxonomy places the organism in Eukaryota, Metazoa, Arthropoda, Insecta, Hymenoptera, Formicidae. Gene Ontology annotation, biological process: nucleobase-containing compound metabolic process. Gene Ontology annotation, cellular component: cytoplasm; mitochondrion. Bases 1 to 675 code for a protein of 224 amino acids. Gene Ontology annotation, molecular function: AMP kinase activity; ATP binding.
AUGGUUGCGAUCACCACGUGUCGCGCCGCCGCCGCCGCGACGGCCCUCAGGGCCGUCAUACUGGGCGCGCCGGCGUCCGGCAAGGGCACCGUCUCCUCCAGGAUCGUCCAGCAGUUCGGCGUUGCGCACAUCUCCAGCGGCGACAGGCUGCGCUUCCACGUGUCCGCCGGCACUGAUCUGGGCAAGGAGGUAAAGAGGUACAUGGACAGCGGUAGCUUCGUGCCGGACGACACGAUGAUAUCUCUUAUCGGAGACGAGAUCAGGUCGAUGGCGGGUCGGAAUUGGCUGCUGGACGGAUUCCCGCGGACAUUGACGCAGGCGGAGCGAUUGCAGAGGCUGCACCCGAUCAAUCUCGUGCUGAAUCUCGUGGUGCCGACCGCCGUCAUUCUGGACCGCGUCAAGAGCCGAUGGGUCCAUCUGCCCAGCGGUAGGGUCUACAACAUCGGCUUCAAUGAUCCACGAGUGCCGGGCAAAGAUGAUGUAACGGGCGAGCCGUUGUGCCAGAGGGAGGAUGACAAGCCGGAAGUUGUACAGAAGAGGCUGCAGGACUACGCGACGAAGACCGAGCCAGUCGUGCAGUUUUAUCGUGAGAUUGGCAUACUGAGGGAGUUUCGCGGCAACGCCACUAACGAAAUGUGGCCGGCGAUCAGGAAUUGCGUAGCACAAUAUUGCUGAGCUUUAGAGAUUAAAUUUUUAGAUAAAUUUUCUAUUUAAAUAUGUCGGACGGUCGCGCAGGCCAUUCUGAUCCUUAAAUAGGUCUAUUUAGAUCUGUUUAGAUUUCUCCAAUUCUUCGUUUCUUAGAUCUCUCUAAAGGAAACAGAUUUUUGAAUAUUUUGGACCUAAUUCUUAUAUUCUAUUUGCCUAAAAAUUAAAUUAGAUUAGAGAAGCUUAGAUUAGAUAAAAUCUCACGCGCCUAAGAAUAAUUUUCAUAUUCUUUUAUGAAAUAAUUAAAACGGACAAUCUAUUUAGAUCUAUUUGAGAUUUGCAAUUCGCGCUCCCCACACGCGAUCUCGAGUAACAGAUGGGAAUAUCACGCUCUCCUCCGGCAACAAGUGUUUUUUACUUCGCAACAACGACAGACAGAACGCGUACUAUAGCAUAUCCGCGCGACGUUCUCUCAUGCACGCACGAACGCACACAAGUGUGACUGGCAUUAGAUUGUAAAUACGCGAUGUCGUGCCGACAAUAAUAGGCUUGUAGAUGUUUCCGAAUGAAGAACGCCUAGGUAAUACAACGAGAUUUCGCGGUAACUCAAUGAUAUUGAUAUCGUUGCGAGUUAUCUUUUGUUUCGCAACUAGCACUUGCAUGACAAACCGCUGCUUGUGGCCGAAGGUUCAAAGUAUAUAGUACAAAGCAGGAAUUAUUGUUCGAAUAAUCGGCGAUACAUUCUAGGAUGACGUAAUCGUCAUAUAUUUCUCAAUUUAUUUCGAGCGUAUAGCGUUACAGCUGUAAGAGAGAUAUAUAACAACGUUCAAUAUUGUGUACAUAUUCAACAGUAUAAGUACAAUAUACGCAUAUACAUAUACAUGCAUACAUACAUAUACAGUUUGAGGCAUCUAAAAAAAGUGUACAUAUAAAUGAAUUCUUUAACAAUCUUCGUGUUUUCUAUUUUUAAAUCUAUAUUACGCUUUAGAGAAUACUCUAGGCUUAUUUGUCGUCGAUUAAGCAAGUUAUACAUAUCAUGUUAUCUCGCUUCUUGGAGCGCUCGAGUAAUUUUGCAGCGCGAAAUGAACGAUUCACUCCAGUCUAUUGUCUAUUCUACUCUAUUUUAUCGUAAAUGUUUCUGCCGCUCUUGAAAAUAUCGUUGAAGACAAAGCUUGUAGGAAUGUAACAGGGAAAAAGACUCGUUUAAAUAGUUUUCAAGAUUUCGAAAAUUUUAUUGCAAUUUUUUCCUUUUAUAGUUCUUAGAUAUUAUUUUUAUUUAUAUAUCUAUAAAUAAGUACAGAUAUCACAAAUCUUUUCUAAAUAAAUAUUUAGGUGUACACUAUUAGAUGCUUCAUCCUGUAUAUAUCAUGUUCACGUUCCUCAAAUUCCUCUUUAAAGGCAGAAGAGUUACUCAGGAAUAACUCGAUUACAAAUAAAUAAAUAAAUUAAUGCCUUAUUAUAGUUUCCUUUAAACGAAUCAGACUUGAGAAUCGUCGCGCUUUUAUUCGCGUGGAAUUUUGUUGUAUAUAUAUAGAGAAUUUCGCAAAAUAUAAUUUUAUUUCGAUAACUCAACAGAUUUAACGCGCGUCAUAAAAUUGUUUCAAGACUAAUCAAAGCCUCGUUGUAACACGCGAAAUAAAUAUUUGCUGAAAUUUCGAUAACGAA